AUGGCGCACACCGCUCCAGCGUCUGCUGCUCAGCUCAGGGCUCGACUAUCGACUCAGCUGGAGCUCCAUCCACUGGACACUGGCACUGGCACACAGUCACAGUGGCACGGCACGUCGCAGUUGAGUUUUUACAGGAUGUCGCAAGGCCCGGAUUCCGCGGCUCAAGCUAGUGGAAUGGAAGUGGUUGUGGGGGAUGUAGAUCCUGAUUUUAUCACCUUUUUGUUUGAUCCUGCAGAGGAUUACAACUGCUACUUCGUAGUGGGAAACCCUGAAGUUGGAGACACGGAGAGGAUUGGUGUAGUGAAAAAGAUGCUUCUAGCCCACUCUGUGGUUUUCAGGGCAGAACUACAGAAUUCAAAGAUUGCUGAAAAAAAUGAUGUUAAACUACUUGAUGUCUUCCCCCAAACUUUUAAGAACUUACUAAGAUUUGUCUACGGCUACGAUAACACUCAAAAUUUGAGCUUUGAUGAAGCAGACAACUUGUUGUACGUUGCAGACAAAUAUUUGAUGCACAAGUUAAAAAAUAGGCUUGCAAUCCGCCUGAUGUCUUUGUUGAAUCUCACCAACAUCUGCAGCCUUAUGAAUAAUCCCGCUUGUUACACCGUUCUCGAGCUAAACUCUAGGAUUAAUAAGAUACUCCAGACGGAAACAGACAAGGUUUUGGCUAGUCCUCUCUUUCCUGACCUGUCUCCCCUUGGCUUUCUAACAAUCCUGCAACAGGAGGUGUGCAACGUACCUGAAAUUGACCUUUGGACCUCUGCCAUUGAAUGGGCUAGGCAUAGAGUUUCAGGAGAGUUGAAAAGUGGAGAAGUCUUGAGGGAAGAGUUAAAUGACCAUCUUAAACACAUUCGAAUCUGUACAUUGUCUGCCCAAGAUUUGAUGACUCAAGUGGUACCUUUAGAAGUGCUUACGUAUGGUGAACUCAAGCUGAUAGGUCAAACUCAGAGAACUGGGAAAGUACAGCCUGGCUUGACAACAAUCUGCAACAAGAUUGAUAAGAGGCAUGAACCAUUGUCAAAAUUGAUGGUACAAAGAUUGAACCUACCUUAUUUCCGUGGUACGUGUAGUCAAUCAACAAUAACUAUCAAUACUAAAGCAGUCGCAAUAGUGUUGUGCUCAGUAAAGCUUUACAGCUAUGGUCUAAAUCAACACCAAUGCAACUGCACUAUAAUAAUACGAAAGGGGACAGAACCACCUACUGUAGUGACAUUUCGAGAACUAAUUGAUGGAGAUUCAAACAGGAGGGUCAUUCCAAUUAUUCCUGAUGACAUGAGAAAUGUGCGUUUGUCUCCAAAUUCAACGUAUUCAGUCAAAUUUGUAUUUUCUUGUGGAAAGACUCAUUACGAUUACUAUGGGUUGUCAUCAGGAGUAAAUGGUAAACACUUUGACAUUACAUACCAGCCUACUAAUAAUGGAUACACAGGUUUUCCUAUAUACACAAUAUGCUACAAAACAGUAAGGACAGGACAAUGAUGAACAAUGGUGAUCUCUGAGCGGGAUACAACUUGACAAUGUUGAAGAAAUGUUUUCAGGUGUGAUUAAUAUUAGUGGACAGAAUAGUCAGAAACAUAAACACCAAAUAAAAAGUGAUGUGUUCCUAUACUUUAUUUGAAAAUAUCUUUUGUGAUAGGAUAAAAAAUCACUGUGGAAAUAAAUUGGAUGUAAGAAAAAAUAAAUGUUUAAAGAACUAUUUGAGUUCCUUGUGAGCCUCUUACUUUUUGUAAAGUGACAUUUUAAUUUAGUUUUUCAUCAAUGUGACAAAACUUUACUUCUUUCAACAGAAUGUAAUUUUUGUUUAUUUGUCGUUAAGAGUGCACCUUUGUUAAUACUAGCCUGUUAAAUAUUAUAUAUUGUGGUUUUGUUGUCAAUAAUAAGACAUGAUUAAAUUUGUAAGGCUUAAUUUUGCAUUUAUUUUCACACACAAAUAUUCUAGAAAUUUGUAUGUAUGUUGCUAUUCUAUGCCAUGGUGCUAUAAAAUAUUGUUGUAGUAAACUGUACGAAUUGUACUCUAGUGUAAAAGCAAAAGAGCAACUAAAACUACUACUUCCAACUGUAACUGGUCACCAGAAGCUUCAAAAUACAUUAUUUUAAUUAACCUACUAACAA
This is a messenger RNA of Macrosteles quadrilineatus (aster leafhopper), 2106 nucleotides long. RefSeq lists its product as uncharacterized. NCBI's taxonomy places the organism in Eukaryota, Metazoa, Arthropoda, Insecta, Hemiptera, Cicadellidae. The record is from RefSeq and is a predicted model, not a curated record. Gene Ontology annotation, cellular component: cytosol. Gene Ontology annotation, molecular function: protein binding. The transcript is spliced from 7 exons. Gene Ontology annotation, biological process: neurogenesis. Bases 1 to 1473 code for a protein of 490 amino acids.